GAAACUCUUAAUGAGACUACCAAUUACGCGUAUAAAAUAGAGUCGAUUCCGAUUUAUUCGAAUUAGGAAAUAUACUAAUUCCCCAUAUGUUACUACCAGCACAUGAUUACAUGAUCGACAUUAUUGUUACAGCACAUACCUGUUACUGACUCACUUAAACCAACUCACAUCAAUCUCAUUCACACCAAAAACACCAACCAAGCAACAUCACCACUAGCCAUGCCUCCCACAAUCGUCCUCAUCCGCCACGCCCAAGCCCUCCACAACGAAACCCAAGACUACUCCAUCCCCGACCCCGGUCUCACCGACCACGGCAUCAAACAAUGCGGCCAGCUCCGCUACAACCUCUUCCAGCGCUUCUCCUCCUACGAGGGCCGCAUCGCCGUCAUCGCGAGCCCCAUGGUGCGCACGCUGCAGACGGCGAGUUUGGCCGCCGAUUGGCUCGUUGAGCGCGGUGUGAAGAUUGAGGCGGAUGCUGAUUGGCAGGAACUCUCGGCCAAGCCCUGCGACACCGGGUCUCCCCUCUCCCUCCUGCCCCUCAUCAAAGACAACCAGACCAAGCACCAAUUCUCAUCCCCCUGCUACGACUUCUCCGCCAUCCCAUCCGUCUGGCCCGACAAAACAGAAGACCCGGUAGCGAAAAGCCUCUUCGGGUACACCCGGACUGCAGUCCUACGUCGUGGCCGCCGCUGUCUCGAGAAAUUGAGCAAGAGACCCGAGGACUUAAUCUUUGUGUUUUCGCACUCGGCGUUUCUGAGGUCGGGUGUUUCUGGGUGGUGGUAUUAUAAUGCGGAUUACCGCAUUUUUACGUUGGAUGAGGGACUGGAGUUGAAGAUUGAUGAGUCGACGUUGGAGGGGGGAAUGGGGUGGUCGUGGAAUAAGAGGGCUGAGUUGGGUAGUGAGGUACCUGAGGAUGUGACGGAAGAGGAGAUUCAUGAGGACAAGAAUUGAGCAAGAUGGCUUUGGAUAGACUAGUUAGUGAUUUUCCUCAGCGUCAGAGCGAUCAAUACACAUGUCCAUAGUAAGUAGAUGAUGGGAUAGAUGUUA
Messenger RNA from Trichoderma harzianum CBS 226.95, 1047 nucleotides. RefSeq lists its product as hypothetical. Gene Ontology annotation, cellular component: cytoplasm. The coding region runs from base 220 to 951 and encodes 243 amino acids. Gene Ontology annotation, molecular function: phosphatase activity. The record is from RefSeq and is a predicted model, not a curated record. The transcript has 3 exons. NCBI's taxonomy places the organism in Eukaryota, Fungi, Ascomycota, Sordariomycetes, Hypocreales, Hypocreaceae.